This is a messenger RNA of Apiotrichum porosum, 4635 nucleotides long. RefSeq names its product phosphatidylcholine and lysophosphatidylcholine phospholipase (gene NTE1). Lineage: Eukaryota; Fungi; Basidiomycota; Tremellomycetes; Trichosporonales; Trichosporonaceae. Bases 1 to 4635 code for a protein of 1544 amino acids. The transcript has 21 exons. Gene Ontology annotation, biological process: lipid metabolic process. Gene Ontology annotation, molecular function: phosphatidylcholine lysophospholipase A1 activity. Gene Ontology annotation, cellular component: endoplasmic reticulum. The record is from RefSeq and is a predicted model, not a curated record.
AUGACGACCCUCACCGUGGUGCUCCUCGCGGCCCUCCAAGGCGGUCUCGCCGCCGCCGAGGUCGUCGAGAAGCUGUCAACACACGCGCGCCCGCCGACUCCUCCUCCAGGCAGUAACCCACUGGUGUCGCUCGCCAGUGCCCUCGUAGCCGCCACCCUCUACAUCCUCCAGCUCGUCCAGAGCGCCGUGGCCUUUGUCACCAUUACCAUUCCUACGUUAGCUGGAAAACCCGUGUCGGGUGUGGUGGGGGCCAUCUUCUUCGUUGUUCGCUACAGGUACCUCACUCGAUACACUCAGCUCAAGGAAGACGCCCUCCCUCCCCCUUCCCCUCCCACUCUCUCCAACUCGUUGCCCCUCAUUGGCGACGAGGUUCUCAAUGACCUCUCCAACAGCUCGGCCAAUCCACUCAAGUCGUACCUCGACGACUUUCUCUCUGCCAUCCGCAUCUUUGGAUACCUCGAGAAACCCGUCUUCCAUGAGCUCAGCCGCCACCUCCAGACCCGCCGUCUCGCGGCUGGGGACACUAUGGAGAUUGGCGGUGGCGAGUUCUGGUGUGUCGUCGAGGGCCGUGUCCAGGUGUUUGCCCCCACCUCGGAUGGCGGCGUCCCCAGCUCUCCCGACCCGUUCACCCACAGCUCGUCUUCAUUCAAUGGUUACACCCUGAUUAACGAAGUCUCCACUGGCGGAACGCUCUCGUCGCUCUUCUCCAUUUUGUCGCUCUUCACCGAGGACAUCAAACUGCCGUGGGCUACGCCGUCGGAAGACGUCAGCGGUACCAGCAGUCCACACACUGGAGGACGUGCGUCUCGAGCCGACUCUGAUGUCAGCCAGUUGGACGGUCGCACCAUGGGCCUGAGCCUCAGCCCGGUAGAGGUUUCACCCACUGAUCUGGAACCAUCUGCCGACCCCGAUGCCUCACGUCUGAGGCGUUACUCCUCCGUCAGCACCGCCGACGGCACUGCCCGGGCUUCCUCGUGGUCUCCAGAGCCAGAGAACCCUUCUCCCAAGAUGUUCCGUGACGUCUCAUCGUCCGAGCCGGUCACUACUCAAUCCUCGCCAUCAAUGGAUGCCACACCUGCGCCAAAGUCGACGCUCCGCCCCAGCAACUUGUCCCAUCACCCUACACCUCCUGUGACGCCAAACUUUGUGGACGACGCCAUGAAGGGCACCAUUGCUCGUGCGACGGUGGAUAGCACACUCGCGGUCAUUCCGGCCGAAGCGUUCCGCAAGCUCACCCGCAAGUACCCCAAAGCAACCGGUUCCAUCGUCCAGGUCGUACUCGAGCGGUUCAGCCGUGUCACAUUCAUGGCCGCCCACAAGUUCCUCGGACUCACUCGCGAGAUUCUGCGCUCCGAGGCAGCUCUGAACCAGCUCGUGUCGUACCCGCUACCCCGCUCGUUCUACUCUGGUGGAGGCAUGCAGCACCUCCGCGAGCGGUUCCAACCUGAACUGCGGCGCCGUCGCCCAGAGAGCGUCUCCAGACGCACCAUGUCAAAGGAGUUCUUGGACACGGUGCCUCCUAGUCCAACGGUCAAGGCGCCGUCGCUCCCCUCCGUCACUCCCAGGUCGGCCAACACGCCCGCUGUCAAGCCCAUUCCUCUCAUGAUCCCCAAAGACGAUUCUACUGUUGCGUCCGACUCGGAAGACACCGCCGCCGAGGAGAUGCUAUCGGUAAGCCCGCUGAACCACCACCACCCUAGCACCUUGAUCCACCGCAACUCGCAGAUGCGCAAAGAGGUGGCUGCUGGUGACCUGGCCUUGACCGCCGACGAAACCGCUCCUGUCAAUGACACGUUUUACCGGUCUCCCAACACGCCAGGCCUGCCCCGCAUGGACACUUGGCGUGGCCGCUUGUCCUCAACAGAUCACCUCGGCUUUGACUCGGACGAGGAGGACGAGACUGAGCUCCGUGAUGCCCUCGUCGAGUGCAUUGCCAAGUCGGUUGGUCUCCUGCAGGACGCGCACCACGUCGACGCACACGGCCGUCGCUCUGUCUCGGCUUCUGUGUCGCUAUCCACUCCCAACUCGCCCAUGCUCUUCCCAAAUGGUCGUCCGCACACCAGCAACGGAAGGCCGCCAUUCGGCAACGUCCUCGAUAUGAUGAAUGCUUCGGGAGCUCACAACCACAACAACAUUGGUGGUCUUCUGCGCGAGAGUCUCUUGAAUGCCGGUGUAACGGACACGGACGACCAGAGCAGCGUCUCUGCCAGCAUGCAGGACAGCUUUGGGGGCGCUCCAGACGUGAAUGCCAAGAUCCUCCGCGACCUCGGCACCCACCUCGAGAUCCUCCACUUUAAGAAGGGUGCAACGCUGGCCAAGCAGGGCGACCGUGCUUCGGGUCUAUACUAUGUCAUUGACGGCUUCCUAGACGUUUCCAUCCCCGUCCGUACUGCCGAGGACGAGGACGACAAUGAGUCAAGCAACCUGCCCGCGGUCGACCGCUCAUCGCAUGACCGUCCAUUCGGCCUCGCAAUGGGCCAUGUACCGCAGAAGCCUGGAGACUCGAGCUCACCGGAUGAGGAGCAGCUCUACACAGUCAAGACCGACUGUUUUGUCGGUUUCCUCCCCCAGCACGCGCUGGAUCGUAUUACCGAGCGUCGGCCACUCGUCCAGCUUACGCUUGCCAAGCGUCUCCUGUCUCUUCUUUCGCCUCAAGUUCUUCACAUUGAUGCCGGUCUUGACUGGAUCCAGCUAGGUGCAGGAGAGAUUCUGUACGAGAAGGGAGACAAGGCAACCGAUUUCUAUCUCGUCAUCAACGGCCGUCUUCGUGCGGUGAGCCCGAAGAAGGACAGGGAGGGCGUCGACGUACAUCGCGAGUACGGUCAAAACGACUCCAUCGGAGAACUGGACGUCAUCACGGGUGCCGUCCGUCCCAAAACUGUGCAGGCUAUCCGCCAGACCGAACUCGUCCGUAUCCCGGCUGCGCUCUUCGACGCCAUCAGUGCCCGCCACCCUGCCACGACGCUGCAGUUUAUGCGUCUCAUCGCCAGGAGGGUCCGCAAGGCUGUUGGGGAGCAGAGUGUCCAGCACUGGAGUCCGUCUCAGGAGCUUCGCGCCGACAGGAACUUGAAAACGGUCUGUAUUAUCGGCACCAACCGUAGCGUCCCGGUGGCCAAGUUUGCGGGCAAACUGAAAACUUCGCUCGAGGAAAUUGGCGGUGCCACUUCAUACCUCGACCAGGCAACUGUGAUGCGUCACCUCGGACGCCAUGCUUUCACCAGGAUGGGAGCUCUUAAGAUUGCAGGCUGGCUUGCCGACCAGGAGCAACACCACCGUAUUGUUCUCUACGUCGCCGACACGCCGGUUGCGAGCCAGUGGACCAUGACUUGUAUCCGCCAGGCGGAUCUCGUACUGGUUGUCGGGAUGGGUGAUGACCCAUCCCUGGGCGAAUACGAAAAGCUCCUCAUGGCCAUGAAGUGCUAUGCGCGUAAAGAACUCAUCCUCCUCCAUGACGAACGCACAGUUGCUCCAGGAUCGACACGUCUGUGGCUCAAGGCUCAUUACCACGUCGAGCUCCCCGGCGUCGUCUCCACAAACCAAGCACGCAAGAACCACGACCCUUCGGCCGUUGCUGCGUUCAAGCACCUCCGCGAACAGGUCGAGACCAAGAUUAAGCAAUACCGUGGCCUCCGUCCUCUCGGUCGCCCACGGCGCCCACCGCACAUGGACGACUUUGCCCGUAUCGCUCGUCGCUUGUGCGGCAAGCAAGUGGGUCUUGUCCUCGGUGGCGGUGGAGCGCGCGGUAUUUCGCACUUGGGCAUGCUCCAGGCGCUCGAAGAGGCUGGUAUCCCCGUGGACGGCAUCUCGGGCUGCUCGAUCGGUUCCAUGAUUGGCGGUCUUUACUCGCGCAACACGGAUAUCAUCCAGGCGACGGGUCGCGCCAAGCAGUUUGCUGGUCGUAUGGGCUCGAUGCUCCGCAUCCUCAGCGACGUCACAUACCCCUUCGUUGCGUACACGACUGGUCACGAAUUUAACCGCGGUAUUUACAAGGCAUUCUACAAUACCCACAUAGAAGAUUUCUGGAUUCCGUUCUUCUGCAACUCGACCAACAUUACGCAUUCCCGCAUGGAUAUCCACCGUUCAGGUUAUGCCUGGCGCUACGUCCGAGCUUCCAUGACGCUGGCCGGGUUCCUCCCUCCGCUCUCUGACAAUGGCAACCUGCUCGUCGACGGCGGCUAUAUGGACAACACGCCCAUCGGGCCGCUCCGCGCCUCUGGCAUUCGCGACAUUAUCGUCGUGGACGUUGGCUCGAUCGACGACACGUCUCCGCGCAACUAUGGCGACUCGGUCUCGGGCUGGUGGCUCUUCUUCCAGCGCUUCAACCCGUUCUUCAAGGGCGCCGUCCCGUCCAUGACGGAGAUUUCGUCUCGUCUCACCUACGUCUCGUCGGUCAAGACGCUCGAAGACGUCAAGGAAGACCCGUACUGCCGGUACAUGACCAUGCCCGUGCAGCAGUUUGAGACGAUUGGAGGAUUCAAAAAGUUUACCGAGGUGCGCGAGAUUGGCCUCGAGGCGGCCCGUAAGCAGCUCAAAAUGUGGGCUGCUGAGGGUCGUCUUCCGCGCGGCUACGUCGACGACAGCAAGAGUGUCAUGGCAACCAAGAGGAACACGCGUAUCCGCCGCUCGUCCAUUUGA